Messenger RNA from Alligator sinensis (Chinese alligator), 4315 nucleotides. It is a transcript of the gene PSD, whose product is annotated as pleckstrin and Sec7 domain containing. Lineage: Eukaryota; Metazoa; Chordata; Crocodylia; Alligatoridae. The coding region runs from base 257 to 3793 and encodes 1178 amino acids. The record is from RefSeq and is a predicted model, not a curated record. Gene Ontology annotation, biological process: regulation of ARF protein signal transduction. Gene Ontology annotation, molecular function: guanyl-nucleotide exchange factor activity. The transcript is spliced from 18 exons.
AUCUCGCUACUAGAGGCAUAGCUGUAUGUGGUGAAGGAUAAGGAGGACUGCAUGUCAUUCUGCAUAUUUCUGACAUAUGCCCAGCUCUGCUGUGUGUGUAAUGUGGUAAUCACCAGAUUCAAUAUCCAGGGCCGCAUAAGGAUGUGUCACCUUCCAGCCCAGCCCUCGUCUCGCAGGCACUGGGAAAGCUUCUCCUCCCUCCUGCCCCACCCCUUCUGGCUUCAGACCUGACGACGCCUUGCCCUUCCCCAGCAGGAUGGCCCAGGCUGGGGAGGUCAUGCGCUUCCGCCCUGAUGGAGACUGUGCCAUGUCAUCCCCGCAAGUGGAGCGCAGGCCCUGGCUGCCUGCUGCCAAGAACUUCAUUGAAUAUGGUACCUACAGCCCCCCGCGCUGUCUCACCCCCAAUCUCAAUGCGGGCAGGAUCCACUUACUGCGCAAGGGUCUGAAUCCCGACGCGCGGCGCUCCCAGCUGGGCAUGUAUAACAGCACUGGCUCCUUGGUCCGUAAGGCAUUGGAGACGGGCCCCUUUGGCAACGGCAACUGCUCAAGCACCGGACGAGUGACAGCUCCUUGCACCCCACUGCGAAGCAGGCCAAGCCCCUCGCUGUCAUCACCUGGCAGUCGCACCCCUCUGGUGGCAUCUGCCCCUGAAGGACAGAGCUCUGUGGUGACGUUCCGGUUCAUUGAGAAAGCCAGUGUUAAAACCCUGAAUGGCCUCCCACCAGCUGAGCCCCGGAGGGAGAAUGAGCAGAGUGCCCGUGGCCUGAGCAGGAGCUUGGAGUUUGGGGAGGCCAUCCGCUGUAGCUCCAGCAGAGAGGAGAAUGCCUGCCUAGCAGCACAAAUCCAGGUCUCCCGGCAGAGCAAAGCCAUGUCACCUCAGAGGGGCAUCAAGCAGACCAUGAACGAGGACCUCCAACUGACAGCCGAGCUGCCUGGGUCUAACCCUGGGAGCAGGACUCCUGGUGGGACAUACACCCCUCUGAGCCACAACACUAAGUUUCAUGAGCACCUGAGUCGGAAGCUGAAACUAGAGUCCUCUGCAUCAGACCCUUUCCUGGCUGGGAGCAGGCCUCCCGGGGACAAGCGCUCCUCUAGUGGUUCUGGCAAUGGAAGGGAUUCCCACUCCCUGAAUUCCAACUGCAUCUUCAGUUCUCUCACCAAUGGGCUUGGGACACCAUCAGAGGACAUCUCAGCACUCCUAGGGAGUCCUCUGAACAUGGAGCCAUGCUACCAGGGGGGCUCAUGGGCAUAUUCCCGGGAGACCUCAGCCCAUGCCCAACGCAUUGCAAAGGCCAAGUGGGAAUUCUUCUAUGGCUCUCUAGAUUCUCCAGGUACAGGUAAUUCCUCUCAGAAACCUGAAUCGCUUUCCCUCAAAGAGCCCCUUCAGAAACCCAGCCACCUGCUGCUACCAGAACCCAAGAAGUCCAUGGCUGAGCACAGCUUUUGUCAUGUAGAGGUGGAAAUAGAGAUGGCUCCUUCAGGCAACAAGAACCCAGGCUCCUGUGAAACUGGAAUUAUAAGAAGAACAGUGAAGUAUUCAGAGACAGACCUGGACUUGGUGCCUCUGAGAUGCUAUCGUGAGACCAACAUUGAUGAUAUUCUGGCUGAGAAGGACGAGGUGGAUUCAGCCAUUGAGAGUCAGAAGGACAGCGAGAGUAACCCAAGUUUCACUGGCACUUUGGGGAGAAGGAACAGUGCACCUGAAGACCCCUUUCCCCAGGGCACCAUGGAGCACAAUGGGAAGCAUAUGAGGAAUGGCAAACAUGGAGAAGAGGUGGAUGAGGAUGACGAGGUGUUUGAAGCAACAAGGCAAGAGAACGGAGACAGGGUCAUGGAUCGAGAUGCACAGGGUCUGCUCAAGUCACCUGUGCCCUUCCUCCUGGGACACAGCCUCUCCAAAGAUGGCAUGGAUUCGUUCAGCAAGCAUUUUGAGAGCAUCAUGGAAUCCCACCGGGCCAAGGGGACGUCCUACACCAGCCUCGACUCCAUUGACAUCCUCUCCUCCCCUGCCCGUACCAAUGGCACCUACUUUACCUUUGACCUCCCAACCCUCACCCCACAAAUCCAGGACAAGAUCCGAGACAGUGUCAAGCUGAUUAAGGAGAAUUUUGCCCCUCUGGCCCACCUGGAGCCAGACUCUGGAACCAGUUCUGCUACAGAUGCUCCCUGGACUGAGAGGGAGGAAGAGCAAAGGAGAAAGGCAAAUAAUGGCCUGCACAGCCCAUGCCACUCAGAGGACAGCUUUGGCAUGCCCUUGGCCUCCAUCAUCAGUGACCAUCCCCUGAGUCAGCUGGUCUCCGACUCAGACUCCGAGAUGGACAGCACAGAGCAGCUGGCACUGGGCAGCACUGACACCCUGUCCAACGGGCACAAAGCUGACCUUGAGGCUGCCAAGCGCCUGGCCAAGAGGCUAUACAACCUGGAUGGGUUUAAAAAGGCAGAUGUGGCCCGCCACUUGGGGAAGAAUAAUGAGUUCAGUAAGAUGGUGGCUGGGGAAUAUCUGAAAUUCUUCGUAUUCACUGGCAUGAGUCUGGACCAGGCUCUCAGGUCCUUUCUGAAGGAGCUGGCUCUGAUGGGGGAGACUCAGGAACGAGAGCGUGUGCUGGCGCAUUUUUCACAGCGCUAUUACGAGUGCAAUCCCAGUGCUGUCUCCUCUGAAGAUGGAGCCCACACUCUGACCUGUGCUCUGAUGCUGUUAAACACAGACCUUCAUGGGCAUAACAUCGGGAAGAGAAUGUCCUGCUCUGACUUCAUUGGGAACUUGGAAGGACUCAACGGAGGGAGAGAUUUCCCCAAGGAACUGCUCAAGGCACUGUACGGCUCCAUCAAGAAUGAGAAGUUGCAGUGGGCCAUAGACGAGGAGGAGCUGAGGAAGUCCCUCUCAGAGCUGGCCGAUCCCAACCCCAAAUCCAUCAAGCGCAUCAGCAGCUGCAGUAACCCCUUCCUAGACUUCUCACAAGACCCCAGCAUCGCCACCUACAAGCACGGCCUGCUGGUGCGCAAGAUGCAUGCUGAUCCUGACUGCAAGAAAACACCCAGGGGGAAGAGAGGCUGGAAGACAUUCCAUGCCAUCCUGAAGGGAAUGAUCCUCUACUUGCAGAAGGAGGAGUAUAAGCCUGGGAAGCCCCUGGCAGAGGAGGAGCUGAAGAAUGCCAUCAGUAUCCACCAUUCACUAGCCACACGGGCAUCUGACUAUAGCAAGAGACCCAAUGUCUUCUACCUCAGGACAGCUGACUGGAGGGUCUUUCUCUUCCAGGCACAGAACCCGGAACAGAUGCAUUCCUGGAUCACACGCAUCAACGUGGUGGCAGCCAUGUUCUCAGCACCCCCAUUUCCGGCAGCCAUUGGGUCCCAGAAGAAGUUCAGCCGGCCACUGCUGCCCAGCUCCUGCACCAGGCUCUCCCAGGAGGAGCAGGUAAAGAACCACGAGGCCAAGUUCAAGGCGAUGUCCGCAGAGCUGGUGGAACAUCGCUCCUCACUGCCCGAGAAGAAGGUAAAGGGCAAGGAGUACGAGGAGCUGAAGCAGCGGGAGGAAUACUUGGAGUUUGAGAAAUCGCGCUAUGGCACCUAUGCCAUGCUGCUGCGUGCCAAGCUGAAAGCUGGCUCUGAUGACCUGGCGGCCUUUGAGUCCACACUGUUUGACACAGCAGUGGGGGAGGAGGACAACCUCAAGAAAUCCUGCUCCAGCCCCUCACUCCAUGUGGAGCCAGCCAGCAUGGGCCCCAAGGUGAAACGCAACAUCUCGGAGCGUGGCGGCACCCGUCAGUCCACCAACCAUCCACAGAAAUCGUAGGGGCAAGGGCAGCAAGCUGCACAUUCCUGUUCCAGCCCUACAUGCUGGGAGGCCAUGCCCACACCAGCCCAAACCUGCAUGACUUCAUCCUUGGCGGGCACAAGCCAUGGGGGCUGAUUGCGCUCACCCUGCCACCAGCACCAGUGGAAGGAGCCCCAACACAUCAGCAUGGAAACAGUUCCCUCCACUGAGGCUCAUGGGAAACAUCGACGCAGUGCAGUAGCAGCAGGGGAACCAUCUCCAUACCUGCAGACUUCCUAGCAAGACCUACCCCCUUCUCCUGGACCUGGGUGCAGGUUCCCUGAGAGCAGAGUGAUGGGGCUAGAUUAUACGGUGGCUGCCCUACGCUAGGCGGGCCCUGUGAGCUGCCCACCAGACUCUAGGGCAGACGGGAUUGUGGGUAGAGACCCCAAUGGGGGCCAGUUAAUGCAUCAGUGCUGCAGCCCUGGUCAUGCCAGCUGGAAGCUGCUUUUUUGUUUCCUGCCAGCUGGGCCAGCCAGGCCAUCCACAUCCUGGCCAUGG